AUGGCGGUGGUGCUGUGGGAGUGCUCCUCAUCAGGCCCCUCCGAGCCCCGUUCUGCUUCUCAGGAGUUCCCCUCGUCAGGCCCCGCCGAGCCGCCUUCUCCCCCGCAGGAGUGCACCCCGUCGGACCCCGCUGACCGCCGUUCUCCCCCGCAGGAGGGGGACAGCGACGGCAGCGACGGGGGAGACGCGGUGCCGGAUGGACACUCCCAGCUGUCAGCCUACGAAAGGAAAAGACUAAAGAACAUUACAGAAAAUGCUAAAUUCUUCGCUUCUCUAAAGCUGCAUGAGUCAGCUGCAAGGCUUAACCAACUCACAACUAAAAGGCGGUCUCAUAUCACUAAAAGGUACAAUGACAGUAGAGCCAAGCCCAAGAAGGCGGAGGAUGAGCCGGCCCGGCGCCGCUCCAGGCGCCUGCUCCGGGUGGAGCCGUUGGACAUUCCCCUGCUGGAGUCGCUCGCCCCGCCAGCGCCAGAGGAAUAUCCCCAGGUUCCAGCUGGACCUUUGCCCAUGGUUCCAGAGGAUCAGGCAGAGAGCAGUAAAUGGACAGAGACCCUACUGAGCACGUGGAUGAGGAUAAGCGAGGUGAACACAGACCAUGCUGACUGGGGCACACCUGACAUAAAGAGGUACCAGGAGAGCCUGAGCAGCAUGGUGCUGAGCGAGGAGAACGUCAGGAAGGUGGUGAAGGCCCGGGUGUGUUCCAUGGCCAUCCACCCUUCCCAAAGCACCAUCCUUGUGGCAGCUGGAGACAAGCUGGGGCAUGUUGGCCUCUGGAAUGUGGGCUGCAGGGCUGAGGAGGGAGCCCACACCUUCAUCCCCCACAGCUUCCAGGUCAGCUGCAUGCACUUCUCCCCCUGCAACCCUGCUCACCUGCUGUCCCUGGGCAGUGACACCCUGCGCUGUGCUGACGUCACCAGGGCUGUCUUUGACGAGAUCUGCAGGAGUGAGGAAGACUUCUCCUGCUUUGACUUCCUGGGAGAGAAUGCCUGCACUGCCAUCGUGAGUCACUGGGAUGGAGGCGUGGCUGUGGUGGACAGACGGACCCCAGGGGUGUCCCCGGAGCUCUCUGCAGACCUGGGCUUCAGGAGGACACGGACAGUGCACGUGCACCCGCUGAACAGACACUAUUUCCUGGCUGCUGGCUCCCUGGACGUUUGUGUUUUCGAUGUUCGGUACCUGAAGGCCAAGGGGAACAAGCCCCUGAGCUCUCUGCCAGGACACACCAAAAGUGUGGCCUCAGCCUAUUUCUCACCUGUCACUGGGAGCAGGGUGGUCACAGUGUGUGCUGAUGACAAGCUGAGGGUCUACGACACCACGUCCUUGUCAUCCACGGUCACAUUGCUGAGCUCCAUCAGACACAACACCAACACGGGCCGCUGGCUGAGCCGCUUCAGGGCCAUCUGGGACCCCAAGCAGGAGCACUGCUUCCUGGUGGGCAGCAUGGCUCAGCCCAGGCAGAUCCAGGUCUUCCAGGACACUGGGAGCCUGCUGCACUCCUACAUGGGGGAGUGCCUGACCUCUGUGUGCUCCAUCAACGUCGUGCACCCCAGCCAGAGCAUCCUGGUGGGGGGCAACUCCAGCGGCCGCCUCCAUGUGUUCAAGUAGAAAGUACCUUAGGUCUUGAUUUUCUGCCUUUCUGCAUUGACUUUGUUAAUUCCACUUUGAGCAGUUCCCAAGCUGACUGUUGCUUCUCAGGACAGAAAUGUACUUUGAAAGUCUUAAAAUAAAUUGUUUAAGCUACCUUUGGCUUCACUGCCUGUGUCUUCCAUGGAAAUAAAAGUGGUCC
Ficedula albicollis (Collared flycatcher) is the source of this 1786-nucleotide messenger RNA. It is a transcript of the gene WDR76, whose product is annotated as WD repeat domain 76. The record is from RefSeq and is a predicted model, not a curated record. Gene Ontology annotation, molecular function: DNA binding; protein binding. NCBI's taxonomy places the organism in Eukaryota, Metazoa, Chordata, Aves, Passeriformes, Muscicapidae. The coding region runs from base 1 to 1605 and encodes 534 amino acids. Gene Ontology annotation, biological process: regulation of DNA damage checkpoint. Gene Ontology annotation, cellular component: nucleus. The transcript is spliced from 14 exons.